CAAAUACUUUUAUUGACAAAAAAUUUCUCGAAUGGAUGGAUUCAAUUGCUGGAAAAUCGGCGAUGAAAAAACUUAAAGACAAUAAUUAUAGCGAAUUACAAUAUCUUGUUAAAGAAUUUUGUGAACAGAUCAAGUUUCAGUUUACGGGUGAUGAUCCCGAUUUUCAUUGCGAAAUUGACCUUGAAAGCACAUGCCCUACUUUAACAAAAUACGUGACUGGCAAUGAGUUAAAAGAGUUAAAAAAAAAUAUGUGGGAAAUUGAUAUUACAUUUGAUUCUAUCAAAGCCAUGUUCGACCCAAUCAUUGAUAGAAUUAUUCGAAUGAUUCAAGCUCAACUUGAAAACGCUCUAACUUCUAGUUUUGGCGUAGCUCGAAUUAGAAAGGCUCAUUAUUCGAUCCCUGCCAAUAAGUGCUCAGCAAUAUUUUUGGUUGGAGGAUUUAGUCAAUCAAAGUAUUUGCUUAAUAGAAUUAAAAAAGAGUUCUCAGAUAAAGUCGAGAAUAUUUCUGUACCAACUCAACCUGCCGCUGCAAUAUGUAGGGGCUCAGCCAUGUAUGGCCUUAGCAUGAAUAAUGCUAAUAUUGAUCCAGAUUUAGCAACCGCAAAAUUUAUCAUCGGUACUCGAGUAUUGAAAUACACGUAUGGUGUUAGAGUUUGUGGUGUAUGGACUAAAGAUGAUCCGCCACAUCGAAAACUUCGUAACGGAAGAAUUCAUAAAUUUAACCGUCUAGCAAAACGAGGUGUUGAAGUUAAAAUUGACCAAGAAUUCACUGGAACGUAUUUACCAGUUGAACCAGAUAGUAGUAGUCUAGUUUUUUAUAUUUUUACCACUGAGAAUAGCGAUGGUAAAUACUGUGAUGAAGAUGGAAUGAAAUUAUUGGGAUCACUUAAAAUUGAUCUUCCUGAUAUUCAUCUUGGGACUGAACGACCUGUUCAGUUUUCUUUGAUGUUUGGUAAGAUGGAAAUUACUGCAUCUGCAAAAAAUACGACAAAUGGCCAAAAUUAUCAUUCUAAAUUUGAACUUUCUCUAAAAUAG
Racocetra fulgida is the source of this 1034-nucleotide messenger RNA. The record is from the annotation of a GenBank genome assembly. NCBI's taxonomy places the organism in Eukaryota, Fungi, Glomeromycota, Glomeromycetes, Diversisporales, Gigasporaceae.